UGGUUAAUUCGUUUGUCUUCUCUUUUCUUCUUGAGGAGUAAGUUGGCAGAAUUUUGUGCUAUAUGAAUACAAAUCGAUUUGGAAGAUGAAUCAAAUAGUUCGAAUCAAGAACAUGUCUGAGAUGUUUUGCAGAGGCCUUUCAUCAUAGGUUUGAACAUCCAGAGCAUGGAAGACCUAUUCUCAACUGAAGGUUAGGUUAUCCCUGCCAAAUAUUUGGGAAAAUACUUUAUCGAGAACCAGGGGGGACCUUUGAUCAAGGUGGCCAUCAUGACGAUGGAACAUCAGAUUGUUGAGAAGCAGGAUGUGACAAUUCACCGUCUACACACUACGGUACCAAAUGUCUCAGAAGAGAUCUCUGAAGAAUUUCUCCUGGAUUUUGAUGAUCUUGCAGUUCAGGAAAUCGUUUAUCAGUCAUUCCAGAAAAAUCCUCAUGAACAUCAAUGCCAUGCUUCGGUUAGUGAAUCUAGAUCCAAUCAUGAGAUUGGCCAGAGCAGUCAUGGUGGCAGCAGUUCAGUGACCACUGAUAUCCUAUUACAAUUCACGUCUGAUGAAGCUAUAGCUCAGCAGUAUGAAAUACUGGAUAAUUUGCCUGCCGAUGCAUCUUUCAGCGCAUUAAAUCAGUCAGAAGCUGCAGAAAACAUUUCAGAGUCUUCCACCAUGAAUGGUGGAUCUUCUUCUGCCGACUCUCCUGGACAGGACACAAGGCAAGACAGCAUUGACCCAGAUCAAAUGUCUUAUGAGCAAUUGCAAUCACUAGAGGAAGAAGUGGGUAAUGAAAGCAGAGGGUUGUCAGACGAGCUUAUAUCUUACCUGCGAGAUCUAAAGCACAAAUGCGGGUUCUUCUCAAAAGGCAAAAAUGAGGAAUGUGUCAUUUGUAAAACGAAUUAUAGGAGAGAAUGGUUGAUUACGUUGCCUUGUAAACAUUGUUAUCAUUCACACUGUAUCAUUCGUUGGUUGGAGGUCAAUAAGGCAUGUCCCAUAUGCAAAGAGGAGGUAUUCGGAUAAUAUUGACAUUGCUGCAAAAGAAUGCCUUGAAACUGAGGACUCAAUGAGCCAUGAUGUGUAGAUCACCAUGUAAUGAAUUACUUUCUGUUGUAUGUGGUGCCAAAGAAAUCUCACCAAAUAAUCAUACUUUUGUCAUGUAAAGGGGAUGCAUAAAAACCUGAUUCAGUUUGGUGGAGAUGGAUGUCAAGCUUGUUCGAGUAA
Messenger RNA from Musa acuminata AAA Group (dessert banana), 1206 nucleotides. Its product is annotated as E3 ubiquitin-protein ligase BIG BROTHER-like. Gene Ontology annotation, biological process: protein ubiquitination; negative regulation of organ growth. The record is from RefSeq and is a predicted model, not a curated record. NCBI's taxonomy places the organism in Eukaryota, Viridiplantae, Streptophyta, Magnoliopsida, Zingiberales, Musaceae. Gene Ontology annotation, molecular function: ubiquitin conjugating enzyme binding; ubiquitin-protein transferase activity. The transcript is spliced from 8 exons. The coding region runs from base 268 to 1005 and encodes 245 amino acids.